This is a messenger RNA of Mesitornis unicolor (brown roatelo), 2583 nucleotides long. Its product is annotated as exocyst complex component 1-like. The record is from RefSeq and is a predicted model, not a curated record. Gene Ontology annotation, molecular function: phosphatidylinositol-4,5-bisphosphate binding. Gene Ontology annotation, biological process: Golgi to plasma membrane transport; exocytosis. Lineage: Eukaryota; Metazoa; Chordata; Aves; Mesitornithiformes; Mesitornithidae. The coding region runs from base 1 to 2583 and encodes 860 amino acids. The transcript has 18 exons. Gene Ontology annotation, cellular component: exocyst; plasma membrane.
AUGGCUUCUCUCUGGAGCUUGCUGGAAAAUGAUGUCUUCAACCCGCAGAAGCAACGGCUGCUGGAAACUGUCUGUGUCUGGAAGACGGGGAAGAAGAAGAAGAUGUCCAUUCUCUGCAUCGUGGUGGCUGCCUUCAGGCCAACGCAGCCUUUCCUGGUGAAGGUCAAGGUGGACCGAGGAGAGCAGUACAAGAUAGCCUGCAGGUGGCCUUUAGCAGAGCUGAAGAUGGUGGAUGGCAAGAGUCUCCAUCAGGCAAGCCUGGAGUUCGAUCUGCAAUUUGAUAAGGUGUACAAGUGGACAGCUCACAGCUUCGAUGAGAAGAAAAUCUUUAUCAGAUGCUUGUGGAAGCUGAGCCACCGGUUCCUCGCCAGCUCUGUCACAUUUGUGAACAUCCCCUCCUGCAUGGCAGAAGGGAGACAAAGGCCUCAGAAAGAAGGGAAGGACACCGCAGAGACUGAGAGCCAGGAGGAGCUUAGUGCGUACCAGGAGAUGACGCCGAGGGAAGCAGCUGAUGUGCUGAAGCUGAUGGAGGAACACGAGCCCCUUGUGAACAACUCAGUGGCCUUUGCGGAGCAGCUCAGCAAUGACCUCCAAGUGCUGGAUGAGGCCAACCUCAGGGCCAUAAUCUCCUCAGAGAAUCAGGUGACACAGCUGAUGGGCUUCAUUGAUGAGGCCCUGGCAGAGGUGGCCAGGGUGGAGGAGACCUUGCAGAUCUACGAUGAGCUGCUGGGAAGCGUGAAGCAGCAGAUGGACCACAUCCACCGGGAAAACUCCCUGCUGCAUCGCAUCCUUUCCAAUAAGACCAAGCUGAUGGAUGAGAUCCUUUUCCUUACAACCCACCUGGACCUCAGCAGGGAACAUUGUGAUGCCUUGGGGGAGGCAGACCUCUCCAGCCCCAGUAGCAUGAAAGCCUGCAUUGCUGCUGCAGAGGCUUUAUCCGCCUGCAUGAGCAUCCAGAUACACCCUGGUUAUCGAAAACUGCAGUCUGUAGCCGAGAAGCUAAUCAUGUUUGAAACGCUCAAGCAGAACUUCGAAAGCUCCUUCAUUGGUCACAUUACAAGCAUCUUCGAGCUGCAGGGUAACGCGCAGGUCCCCAUUCUGCCCAUUGACAAACUGUCUGCACCAGGCCAUGGGCACCACCAUCAGGAAUUGGUGCCCUAUGCCCCACUCAUGGCCUGGCUGAGGAGCACCAACCCUGUUCUGUUCUGUGAUCUCCCCAAGGUCUAUGCCCAGAACCUCGGCAGACUUUAUGACCGGGAAAUCAGAGCCUUUUUUGAACAAGCCAGAACUUCCUUGUUAGGAAGAAGAAAAGGAAGUCUUCAGGAAAGCUUGGAGAAGCCAAUGGGGAGCAGGCAGCGAUGGAGCUUCCCUGGGAGCAGAGAAGGUCAGGAAGACACGCUGGAAAAAGGCAACGUCGUCAAGAUACUGGAGCAAGUGCUGAGAGAGCUGCAACCCCUUUGCACCGCGGAGCAGCAGUUCAUUGAGAAGUUCUUCCAGCUAAGCCAGGAGUCUGCAGAGCUGGAGGUGACAGAAAUGAACCCCACAUCUCAAGGAGGAGAGAGCACAGCAUCUCCAGAGGACACUCCUUGCACCAAGCCUCAGAGCCAACUAGAAGAACCUACAACCCAGCUGCUAAGUGAGAUCUUCAGCUGCCUGGAACCAGAGCUGAGAGGGUUUCUAGAUGUCUGCAAUAAGGUCCACCCAUUUGGCUGCUUGCAGGUCCUGGUUACCUUGAAUGACUCCAUCUUUGAAAUGUGGGGCUCUUCCUCAGCUCUGCCCUCGUCCUUCCUCAACACUGUCCUGGGCAAUGUGCUGCUCCUGGCCAAGAGCAGCUUCAACAAAUACAUUGGGACCUUGUGCAAGGAGAUUGAGGAGGCAAAGAUGCCCAGCAGGAUGAAGGGUGGGAUCCUGCCCUCCAUCAGCCGCUUUGAGGAGUUUGUGAACUUCUCGGAGGAGGUGUUCAGGACAGCUCAGCGGAGGGGGGAGCUGGACAAAGCGCAUCUCAGACUGGCCAGCAGCGUCUUCAGCAGUGUCAAUAGCCUGUCCUCAGCAAACCUGAAGGUCAACACAGACAUGGUCAUGAUGGAAAAUUUCCACCACAUUCACUGCUUCCUGUGCCAAAAGAAGAUCCUCUGCCUGGAGGGCAAGAAGAGGGAAGCCAAGCAAAGGUACAGCGAGCACAUGGAGAAAUAUGUCAUCAGGUACCUGGGCCAGCCACUGGAAAAGCUCAACCACUUCUUUGAAGGGGUGAAAGCCCGCCUGGCUCAAGGGGUGAAAGAAGAAGAGGUCAGCUUCCAGUUGGCCUACAGCAAGCAGGAGCUGAGGAAGGUCAUCGAAAAAUACCCUGGAAAAGAAGUAAAAAGAGCCCUUGAGACCCUCUACAGGAAAAUCCACAAGUAUCUCUCCCCAGAGGAGAAUCUUUUGCCGGUGGUGUGGCACGCCAUAGAGCAGGAGCUUGUACGGCAGUACCAGGAGUUUGAGGAUCUGAUCCGGCGCUGUUACGCAGGGUCAGGGAUUGCCAUGGACUUCACCAUGGAUGACUUGCUAAGCUACUUCAACGUCAUCACCCUGUCCAACGUGUAG